Molecule: messenger RNA, 2442 nt
Organism: Suillus fuscotomentosus
Lineage: Eukaryota; Fungi; Basidiomycota; Agaricomycetes; Boletales; Suillaceae
Exons: 4
Coding region: 1-2442 (813 amino acids)
Source: RefSeq, a predicted model, not a curated record
AUGGUUGAUAGCAAGAACAAUCUUAAUCAGAAGGACGUUCCGCGACCUCCUGCAUUAUCAACACCUCAGCUAUCUCGAAAAUUUCAACGACAAAGUGUACUACCUGAUGAGCAUCAACAACAAAGCAUACCACCCGAACACGACGAAACGCAGGAACUUCUGCGGCGAAUCCUCGAGACACUACAAGAUUCAAGUAUCGCGGAAAAAGGAGACAAGGACGUACGGAGCAGGUUCUGGGCGAAUUACGACCAAGUUUCCAAAGAGGAAGAGGACAAGUUCAUAGAGCGGACCAACAUCGAUCUGCAGAUUGUGCUUCUUUGCUCUGGUCUGAUCUCUGCUAUCGACGUAGCUUUUAUCAUUGCCAUGCAGCCCGGCUCCACGACCACCGUGCUCAUUCAAAAUACCUCCCAAGAUGUGACUGUCUCAUCUUUGAUUGCACCAAGCGUGAAGGUGCCCGACGGCACUUGGUUUCAGGGUUUGGCAUAUGUUGCAUUGUCGCUCAGUCUUCUGGCUGCUCUCGGUGCUUUACUCGGCAAGCAGUGGAUCAGCCAUUAUAAAUCGAACGAUGUUCAUGGUUCCCUCGAAAAACGCGGAAAGUACAGACAACAGAAGUCAGAUGGGUUGGAAGCAUGGCAUUUUCAUGCUGUGCUGCAAUCGUUUCCCAUUUUACUGCAAAUCUCGCUCCUUUUAUUUGGGGUUGCUAUCUCAGCCUUCGUAUGGUCUCAGCAGGGAAAAUUAGCCAUCGUUGUCGUCGCUUCGAUGGCGUUCGGCGUUUUUUUUUACUGGUUCAUCAUCGUCGCCUCCUUACGAUCUCCACAGUGUCCUUUCCAAACUCCUAUUUCAAUAGUUAUCCGCAUGCUCUACAGGCGCAUAUACACGUACGUCAAGGACUGGCGUGGCGAGGUGUCGCUGCCACCUGAUCCAGAAGAGUUCGAGGAGUCACUCUCUGACGUACCGUCGAUGAAGUGGAUAUUCGAAUCAUCCGCAGAUCCAGAGGUGAUCAGUUCGGUCGCUUGGCUGGUGCCUUCCGUCAAAUGGACCCCCGAACUGCACAUGCGAACUAUAUCCUUGCGCUUGCUGAGCACAUUCAAAGCGUGCUUUCCCGCUGGUGCCUGGACCUUUUCGGCACGCCGAAGAGCCCUUGCGUGCGGAAGAGCCUUGCAUCACCUAGUGUGUGAUGAAAGUAUAGGGAAGGAUGUUCUCCCCGAUAUGGCGCACUUUGAUGCAUGGCCGUUAGAGAUGUGGUCUCGCUGGCAAGGCCUCAGUCUUCCCUGGGGACUUGAGAGGUGUAAAGAGAUUUUUGCCCAGUACGCCACAACUCUAGAUGAAGGUCAUGAUACUAGUGAAGCACGCGAUGCCUUGCGCCUCGCUAUCGUGACUGGCUGCCCAGGAUUUUUGCAGCCAACCGACGUUGCAUUGAUCUGGGAUGGUGUUUUCGACUGGAAGGACGACCCGCGUACUACACAAGACUUUGAUUGGCUCGUGGACUUCCUGGUACACUUCCGCAAGUCCGAAACGAGGGACUUCGAUGCCAUGGGAGAUGCGCUGCUCGCAUUGAGUGCCAUGCGGGAUCUGGGAAGUGACAGCAGACGAGACAAUUACCUUGACUCCAUCAUCUUUGCCAUGGAAGCAGAUAAACCAUCCCGGCUUCGUCACACGGCCCUUCGAGCUAUGUUCGAUGCCCGUUUUAAACUAGUGGAGAUGGUUGACAAGGAGGAGAGAGAAUUUCGGGAGAAGUUAUUAGGUGAACUUGCACCAGCUCUGCUCAACGCAACCAAACCUAUUGCGCCGCAGCGAUUUGAUGAUGAACCGGACGCUGUCUUCAAUCCCAGACGUGACGACUACUAUCUACGACUCAUUUUCACUCUGGCAAAGCAAAGUGAUUGGCGUGCUCACUUAGAGAGAGCCGGUCACAUAGAACGAUGCACAUCUCUGCUAGGUCACGUCAUCAGGAACAGUUCAUCGACGUCGCUUGUCACAUCUCAUUCUUACUAUCUUGCAGCCAUAUUGAUACGGAUGAACUCCUCGGGGGGUUAUCGAAGCUCGUUGAGGGCAGCUACCCAGGCCUCUGCUCUGGACACGGAACCUACGAACAUGGAAGAAUACCGUCCCACUACAAACCUUGUAGCCACACUGCCCGCAGCCCCAGAGGCUCCUACUCCACUGGGCUUUCCGGACAAUAUAUCCGAGCAGGAAUGGUGGAAGCUGCUCAAAAGAGCAUGGUGGGCGAUGCGUUGGAAUGACCUCCACCAUGAGGCAGAAGCAGUUGAGGCACUGCCCAGCAUUGUCACGUACACUCUCGAUCUCCUGGAAACCCCGAGUGCUCGAUAUGAUGCGGGGAGUCUUGUUCGAUCGGUGGAUCGAAUAUAUGAGGCGCUUGACGAUAGUAAAGCGAAGUUGGAAAUGAAACGCCUACAGGACGCGCUGGGAAAUAGGGCAUAG